Molecule: messenger RNA, 2623 nt
Organism: Leucoraja erinaceus (little skate)
Lineage: Eukaryota; Metazoa; Chordata; Chondrichthyes; Rajiformes; Rajidae
Gene: sync
Product: syncoilin, intermediate filament protein
Exons: 4
Coding region: 1557-2561 (334 amino acids)
Cellular component (GO): intermediate filament
Source: RefSeq, a predicted model, not a curated record
AGAGAUUGCAGAGACUGAUAGCGGGCACAGAGUCGAUGGGCCGAAUGGCUCCUUGUACACGAGGCAAACGUAAGCAACGUGAACAAAGGAUUAAAGUUUUGUUGUUUUCAAGCCUCUGGGAACUGAUUUAAUCAUUAAUUUAUUGACCAUUUAAACAUUAAAACAGGCGCCCUUCACUGCCCUCUGGUGGCCAACUGUUAGCGGUGCAAGCGGGCUGACCAGUGAUCUAAUUGAGAUUUCUCCCACGUUUGGCCACCGGACCGGUCAGUGACCAUCACGCUAAACACUGCCGGGUCGCCUGUUCCAAUUGAGUUUGCUUCGUUUAUUGUCACGUGUACCGAGGUACAGUAAAGAGCUUUUGUUGCGGGCCCUUGUGGAGCAGCGUGAAGCAUCUUCCUGAAGCACUGCCCUCAUUUGGUGAAUGUAGCCACAGUGCUGUGGUCUAGGUCUUGCUACAUACAAAUGGAGAGGCGGUUGGCAAUGGUUGUGCCCAGGACCCUGCCCGUGGAGCUCAUCGCUGAUGUCCUGGGCUGAGGAGAAGGACUUGCUUUUGUUGCCACCACAAGCAUUGGCUGCAUUUUAUUCCAGGUGCCCAGUGACAUCAGGGAUUAUCUUGGAGUGUCAAUGCCUCAUUCAGUCAAAGCGUGUCAAGGGUUCCACACACGGAGGGAGCCAUCUGUCACUCUCUGCCACCUGUCCCCGCUCUCAUCACCCCCCGUCACCCCGUUACCGGCACAGACUGACAUUAGCUCCACAAACCAGAGCCAGCACCUGGACGUCGAGCGGUUGGGCAAACGAUUUCGUGUCACAUGGAUGUUCUUGGUCAAAUUUGGUCUGCUUACACUCCGUGAAAGAUGAUAUGUAGAUACGUGCGGUGGAAUAAGAUGCCACAUUUAGCUGCCAGCAGCCUGCUGAUGGGGGGGUGGGUCACAGCAGUGAGGGAAGCUUCUAAACAAAGGUGUCACUGAGGCUGCUUGAGAACGUGAGUUAGCGAAGAUGGUGCAGACACGCCGAUCAAGUAUAAACGCAGCGAUUGGACGCACAAUCCUUCAAUUUGAGGGAACACUGAUCACCGACUAUAUCUCUCGUUUCCCUUCCCCCCGACUCUCAGUCUAAAGAAGGUUCCAUCACCAAUUCCUUUUCUCUAGAGAUGAUAUCUGCCCGCCGAGUUACUCCAGCAUUUUGUGUUUAUCUCGGGUCCACAUUUAAAUCGAUUGUUCAACUGACCAAUCCCCAGCACCUCGAAAACAAAUGAUAAAUGUGACUAGUAAUUUGAAUUAAAUGCAAGGAUAUAAAUAUUUCUCUGCAUCUUAUUUCAAAUACAACGAACUAAUACAAAUUAACAAUGCCUCGAAGGUCCUGACGUUAAUAUUCAUUAUUUAUUUAUUUUGACAAACAUACAAUGUGGAUUCCAGCGCCCAAAUGAUCUUGAGCUAAGAUCUAAGUUGGGUGCAAUCCUUGUGCAGUAUCAGUGGCAGCUGUUCCUGUAAACUGAUCGGCCUCACAGAUCAAUCCACUGACUAUUCUUAACAGUCAAGACAUGAUCUACAUCUUACAUGAAGCGCCGCCAGUGUUUGCACAACAUGGAUACAAGGGGUGAACUGCCUGCCGAGUCACCUGUGGACAUUCCAGCUGUUGAUUCAAUGCAGCAAGUAGGGGAACACUUCCAAUGGUGCCUUUACUGCUUGGAGGAACUCCUGGGCGAGAGGGAGAAGCUCAUCCGAGAACUGAUCUUCCUGAAGGAACCGAUGCAUCAAGAAAUCUGUGAGCUGCGGGUAAAACUGGUGGCGAUUUAUCGGAGUAAAUCACAGGCAGAGAUUAAAUGUGAAAACUACAAGGGAGAAAUAAUGUUCAUGAAAAGAAAACUGUUUGAAAUGACAAAGGCCCACCUGACCUAUAAACAGGAAGCGGACAGCACUCGGCAAGCCCUUGUCCAAAUGACAUUAGAACAUGAAGCCGAAGAAUCGAGAUCACAGACUCUCAACGACCAACUGGCUGCGUUCAAACAUCAGUGCCGUGAGGAAAUAAAACUUGUAAUCCACCAACUGGAAAAUACCAGAAACAUUGACAACAUUCUACCCCUGUGGAGGAGCCGGCAAACAGACGAAUUCCAGAACCUUUUAGCCGAGCAGAGGCAAUGGUUGGAGAAAUAUCAUGAACCCAAACUGGAAAAGUUGUUGAGCUGGAAUAAAUCGAGGGCGGCCUCCCUACGGCUCGCUCAGCGGGAGGUGGGCAGCCUGAGGGGCCAAGUGUGCCAAUUGCAGCAACAGGCGACAAGCCUGAACAAUCAGAAGCUGCUCAUUGAGCAGAAGCUGCUGAGAGCACACAGUGUGUGGGCUGAGGACGCUGCCCGUUACCAGAUACAGAAAAGAGAACUCGAAGCCAAAGCCAGGAUUCUGGAGACAGACCUUAGCGUACAGAAAACAAAGAAUGAUGACAUCAGAUGCAUGAAGCAGAACAUAACAGAAGAAUUAGCUGCUUACAAGGAAAGCCUGACGAUGUGUGGACAUAUUAUUGAAUCUCCGGACAUGAUAGAUCAGAAGAAUCCAAAUCCAAAAUGAACCAAAAAGUUUCAAGACAUUUCUUCGUAUAUAUUGGCACAUCUCCCUUUUCCCAUUAAAGU